AUGGCCAACAAGGAAGCAGCCUUUGGUGACACAGUAGCACAUGUGAUCAACAAAGAGUACAAAAUAUGGAAAAAGAACACCCCUUUUCUUUUUGAUUUGGUGAUGACCCAUGCUCUGGAGUGGCCUAGCCUAACUGCACAGUGGCUUGCAGAUGUAACCAGAGCGGAAGGGAAAGACUUCAGCAUUCAUCGACUUGUCCUGGGAACACACACGUCAGAUGAACAAAACCGUCCUGUGAUAGCCAAUGUGCAGCUCCCUAAUGAUGAUGCUCAGUUUGAUGCUUCACACUACAACAGUGAGAAAGGAGAAUUUGGAGGGUUUGGCUCAGUUGGUGGAAAAAUUGAAAUAGAAAUCAAGAUCAACCAUGAAGGAGAAGUAAGCUGGGCGCAUUAUAUGCCCCAGAUCCCUUGCAUCAUUGCAACAAAGACUCCAUCCAGUGAUGUUCUUUUUGACUCUACAAAACAUCCUUCCAAACCAGACCCUUCUGGAGAGUGCAACCCCGACUUGCGUCUGUGUGGACAUCAGAAGGAAGGCUAUGGACUUUCUUGGAACCCAAAUCUCAGUGGGCACUUACUUAGUGCUUCAGACGACCAUACCAUCUGCCUCUGGGACAUCAGCACUGUUCCAAAGGAAGGAAAAGUGGUGGAUGUGAAGACCAUCUUUACAGGACAUACAGUCAUAGUAGAAGAUGUUUCCUGGCAUUUGCUCCAUGAGUCUCUGUUUGGGUCAGUUGCUGAUGAUCAGAAACUUAUGAUCUGGGAUACUCAUUCAAACAAUACUUCCAAACCAAUCCACUCAGUUGUUGCUCACACUGCUAAAGUGAACUGCCUAUCUUUCACUCGUUACAGUGAGUUCAUUCUGGCCACAGGAUCAGCCGACAAGACUGUUGCCUUGUGGGAUCUGAGAAAUCUGAAACUUAAGUUGCAUUCCUUUGAAUCACAUAAGGAUGAAAUAUUCCAGGUUCAGUGGUCGCCCCACAGUGAGACUAUUUUGGCUUCCAGUGGUACUGAUCGCAGACUGAAUGUCUGGGAUCUAAGUAAAAUUGGAGAGGAACAAUCCCCAGAAGAUGCAGAAUAUGGGCCACCAGAAUUGUUUAUUUGUGGUGGUCACACUGCCAAGAUAUCUGAUUUCUCCUGGUAUCCCAAUGAACCUUGGGUGAUUUGUUCUGUAUCAGAAGACAAUAUCAUGCAAGUGGGGCAAAUGGCAGAGAAUAUUUAUAAUGAUGAAGAUCCUGAAGGAAGCGUGGAUCCAGAAGGACAAGGGUCCUAGAUAUGUCUGCACUUCUUGUGAUUUUAGACUCCCCCUUUUUUUUCCUCUCAACCCUGAGAUUGAUUUAACACUGGUUUUGAGACACAGACUUUGUUUGGCUAUCCCUCUAUGAUAGGUACCAUCAACAAUGUUAUUAGCCCAAACAGAGGGUGUUUUCUAAAUAUUAACUGGAGGACUUGAUUCAGUAAAGCCACAGACUUAUAUUUAAAUUUUCUUUAGGAAUUUUCUAGUAACAAAGAUCUAAAGUAGCCACAAAAAGUGGAAUAUUAUGUGUGGUUAUUUUUCUUCUUAGGCUAUAUCCCCAAGAUUUUCAGACUCCUUUAAGUAAAGGCUAAAGUAAGGAAGGAGUAGAGCCAAGUGAGGUAGGUGUCUGAGCCAUGAAGUAUAAAUACCACAAGAUGUCGUUUUUAUUCAGGAAAUGGGGGAGAUUCAAGUCAUAUAAAUUCCUAUUCUAAAAUUUUCACACCUGACUUUCCAGGAUGCACAUUUUCCUAUGUAGACCAGUCUCCUUUCAGUUUCUUCAGUUAAGUCAAAAAAACUAUGUGUUCCUCUUUCCCCCAUAUAUUUUUGUUUGUUAGUGU
Molecule: messenger RNA, 1850 nt
Organism: Mirounga angustirostris (Northern elephant seal)
Lineage: Eukaryota; Metazoa; Chordata; Mammalia; Carnivora; Phocidae
Product: histone-binding protein RBBP4-like
Biological process (GO): regulation of DNA-templated transcription; chromatin remodeling
Cellular component (GO): ESC/E(Z) complex; nucleus; NuRD complex
Molecular function (GO): histone binding; nucleosome binding
Source: RefSeq, a predicted model, not a curated record